Gymnodraco acuticeps is the source of this 2229-nucleotide messenger RNA. RefSeq names its product zinc finger protein 583-like. Gene Ontology annotation, cellular component: nucleus. Bases 239 to 1459 code for a protein of 406 amino acids. The record is from RefSeq and is a predicted model, not a curated record. NCBI's taxonomy places the organism in Eukaryota, Metazoa, Chordata, Actinopteri, Perciformes, Bathydraconidae. The transcript is spliced from 2 exons.
UUCCCAGCUCUUUCUAACCUGGAUCGAGGUGGCGUCUCGUCGCUACGGUUCUCUCUCUCUGUGUUCCUGAGAAAGUGUGUGUGAGCUCCAGCACUACUGAUCCAUCAUCUGUGUGUUUGGAUAAACCUCUGAAUGGACUGUGUGCUCUUUUUUCUGGAGCGUUUACCUCGGACUAUAGGAGCUAGCUUAGCAUGCUAGCUGGAAACAAGUUAGCAACACUAGUCAGAUUGAGAGUUUGAUGGACAGAGAAACGGUUUGUUUAACAGAGUUUGCAGGAAAAGGUGAUCUAGUAAACAUGAGUAAAGUCCAAAUGCUGCUGUCGUUGAAGAAGCAGCGACUCACUGCUGCUGUUGAAGAUAUAUUUGCUCUGUUUGAAAAAACGAUAGCAGAGUACGAGGAGGAGCGGUCUCUUUCCAAAGAGGAGAUCAAGAGACUCCAGAAACGACUGGACGCUGUUUUACAGCCUCAGCUUCGGAUACACAGAGCAGAUGUCCAGCUGCUGGUGGUGGUUAAAGAAGAGCUUCUCCCUGACCAGCAGGAGUGGAGCACCAGUCUGGACCAGAAGGACCCAGAGCCCCCCCCACCCAUUAAGCAGGAACAGGAGGAACUUAGGAUCAGUCAGGAGGGAGAGCAGCUUCAGGAGCUGGAAGAGGCUGAUAUCACCAAGUCCACUUUCACUCCUGACCCUGUGAAGAGUGACGAUGAUAAAGAGAAACCUCAGUCCUCACAGCCUCAUCAAAGACAAACUGAACACAUGGAAACAGAAGCUGAUGGAGAUGACUGUCGAGGACCAGAACCAGCCAGGAACUCAGAUCCAGAGGGCAGUUUACAAACAAAGACUGAGGACGACACUGAAGAGUCUUCUGAACCUGACACUGGAGACUCUUCUGAACCUGACACUGGAGAAUCUUCUGAACCUGACACUGAAGACAGUGCUGAUUGGAAAGAGACCAGAGAACCUGCCUCAGUUUCAAACUCACUGAAAAAUAGACAUGAAUCUGUCAGUGAUCCACAACAUAGUGCUGAAAAUAAACUAUUCAGCUGCUCACUUUGUACCAAAUAUUUUGCACGGAGUGGAAAUUUAAAAAAACACAUGAGAGUCCACACAGGAGAGAAACCAUUCACCUGCUCAGUCUGUAAGAAAGCUUUUUCACAGAGUGGAGGUGUGAAGGCACACAUGAGAAUCCACACAGGAGAGAAACCAUUCACCUGUACAGUCUGUAAGAAAGCUUUUUCACAGAAUGAUCGUUUAAAGACACACAUGAGGGUCCACACAGGAGAGAAACCAUUCAGCUGCUCAGUCUGUAAGAAAUAUUUUGCAAUGAAAAGAGAUGUAAAACGACACAUGAGCGUCCACACAGUAGAGAAACCACACAGCUGCUCAGUCUGUAAAAAAACAUUUUCACGGAGUGAUAAUUUAAAGACACACAUGAGAGUCCACACAGGAGAGGAAAAAUAGAGCUUCAAUGUUUGUGACAAAAGAUUUGAAUGGCAUAAUCGUUUCAAAAGACACAAGUGUGUUGGUCGUCAGCUGCUAUAACUGUAAGGGAAUACAUUUGUCUAUUUUGUAUCCUGAUGACCUAAUGCCGUUACAUGUAAUACGGUACUCUCUAAGCCUGAUUUAACCCACCUGCAAGUAGCGUCUUAAUGCAAGCGUUUUGUAAAGUGAUGCUAGACCAAAAACGUGCUGUUGGGUUGUGUGCUCUUUCCAGGACGGUGUAUGUAGCCUACUCAAAGAUUGUUUAUGAAAUCAGAGCUUCACUCUGUUUUUGUUGUCUAAACGCCAACAGAGCGAUAUGUCUCCUUUCCCAGUGAUGCAAAUUAGUCGCUUUUCGGCGCCUCCCGCUUUUUUAACGCUGAUUUGGGUGACUUGUGUAAUUCGUGGAGAACCGAAGAGUUUUCAUUUUGAGGGGGGGGGGGGAUCCGUCAGUCAGUCCGUCCGUCCUUCCGACUGACGGACAACUUCUCACUUCGAAAAAGAAGAAAUCUAGAUUGCAAAAUAAUUAAACAAGCGAGUGCCUGUUUUUCCUGGCCAAGGACAGGUUCCUUGAACACAACACGAGCGUAACGUGUCUUCACGCGGUUAUGUCUCGUCUGAAAGGAGUGUAGACUACUAGAGUUCUGACAGAGAGCACUGGAACGCCGCUCCAGCUCUUCAAAUAUUGCAGUACCCAUAAGGAGCCGUACACAUGCCGCAGCGUUUGCGUGGCUGUGUCUUUAGAUGCAGUG